UGCACAACCUCCAGGGCCUGGACCGCCAACCGCGCGUCAAGAUGGCAGAAAAGAGGCAGAGGCCGUACGAUGGCCGCAGUGACAGCUCUUACCGGCACCGUGACCACGGCCAUGGCCAGCCAUAUCACAAGAAGCAUAAACCGAACACCUUCAACCAACACUCAACACUUGCCCCUCGUCCUCGUGACCGAGAUCCCACCACAGGAUUUAGCAAUGUACCCCGAAAUAGCCACCAAGGGCCCAAGCACACUACUAAAAAAAGCGAGAUAGCAAAUCCAAUUCUGGAACAUUUCGAGCGUCUUCCCGAUCCGAGCAAGUGUGAGCCCUGCAAGCUGGCCGCUUCGGAGACACAGAAUGGUCUGCUAGCGCUCCUACACCAGCUCGAGCAAGAGGAAGAAGGCAAUGGGGGUGACCAAGAUAUCUUGUACCAUGCCCGGGAGUUGCGCAAUCGUCUUUCUACCCGAGCAAAGGAUUCGCCCGCCUCCAAGACGAUGCAAAAGUUGGAACAGAGGUAUCCUUGUAAAGCGAAAUACGUAACUAUUCCCACCUACGUUGCCAGGAAGAUCGAAUUAGCCAAAGAUCUACCCCCACUUCCCCCCGUCAUAGAGCCUUAUUUGAAGGAAGCCGUUUUCACCCACAAGUCUCUCAAUUCGGAUCCAAGUGUCACCGAGAAACUCAACUACGAGCGCCUCGAGUUCCUUGGAGAUGCCUACAUUGAGAUCAUAUCUUCUCGUCUUAUUUACAACCGCUUCGCCCACCUUGAAAGCGGAAAGCAAGCCCAGCUUCGAGAAUCUCUCGUGAAGAACGAGACCUUGGCACUAUUAUCCAAUGCCUACGGUCUCGGUGAUCGAAUUGCGCACGUGGGCCACUUGCAGCACGACAAAGGGUGGACCAAGAUAUUGGCCGAUGUGUUUGAGGCGUACGUUGCAGCCAUAAUCCUUUCGGAUCCUGACAAUGGCUUUAAGACGGCGGAGAACUGGCUAGCCGAAUUGUGGGCUGUGCAGUUGCUAGAGUACAAAGAGAAACCCCUUGAAGAUCCGAAUGCAAGAGAAGAGAUUAGGAAACUGCUUGGUGGGAAGGGCAUCGCACUUGACUAUCGUAUGGAGAGAGACAUGGAGCAGACUCAUGGCGUGCAGAGGUUCUUCAUGGGGUUGUACUUGACGGGAUGGGGUUAUGAAGACCAAUGGUUGGGUAGCGGUGAGGGUCAGAAUAAAGCCCAGGCGUCCAUCCACGCUGCUAUGGAUGCAUUGAAGAACAACCGAACUCUAAUCGAAGACGGGCUAAGGCAAAAAUUAGAGAUGUAUCCACAAUUAAAAGAAAAACUAGAGGGAAGUAAGCAGAAGGGGCAGGAGGGUAGGGGCGUGGGUGCCAUCCAGGAAGAGCAAAGAACGACCAACACUGGGAAGGUUGACGAGGAGUGGGAAAGUGGGAGGCGUGACCAGAUCAAAGACACGGAUGACGUUUCCCAGGGAAGGAAGGAGAAGAAAAAGAAAGGAAAAAGAAUGUAGAGAAGUCGGUCUAUGAUUUUAGCGCUUCAUAAUAGCGAAGGGUAUGUACUCGACCACGGUCUCACUACCCUUAGCUGUCUUCACUUAGGCAGACACGCCUAAAUCGGUGCAGAUGGUAAGCGCCACAGUGUCCAAGAAACAUAAGCGGCAUCCGCCCUCCGCAAAGUAUCGU
This is a messenger RNA of Lindgomyces ingoldianus, 1680 nucleotides long. RefSeq names its product ribonuclease III. Bases 42 to 1508 code for a protein of 488 amino acids. Gene Ontology annotation, cellular component: nucleus. The record is from RefSeq and is a predicted model, not a curated record. Gene Ontology annotation, molecular function: ribonuclease III activity; double-stranded RNA binding. Gene Ontology annotation, biological process: primary miRNA processing; rRNA processing; regulation of gene expression. The transcript has a single exon. Lineage: Eukaryota; Fungi; Ascomycota; Dothideomycetes; Pleosporales; Lindgomycetaceae.